AUGAGUAAAGCAUUAUAUAGAAGUCAGUUAAAAACCGUCAUCAAUGCAAUUACCAAAUACUAUCCGGCCAAUUAUGCAGAUCAUGCAUGGGAUAAUACUGGUCUAUUGAUAGAUUGUUCCAUACCAGAUGAACCAUCGUCCGCCCAAAACAUUCCUUCCAUGAUAAAAGUGUUAUUGACUGUGGAUCUAACUAGUUUGGUAGCUCAAGAGGCCAUUGCUAAAGGUUGUAAUAUGAUCUUGGCGUAUCAUCCAUUUAUUUUCCCCAGUUGGAAAAGUUUAAACCCAGCGAAAAAUAUUCAACAAGGUAAUGCUAUUAAAUUGAUUCAAAAUGGAAUUUCUGUUUAUUGUCCACAUACUGCCGUCGAUGCUGCUAAAGGUGGUGUUAAUGAUUGGCUAGUUCAAGGAAUUAUUGGUGGGAAGACUGAGGCUCUCAUUGAAUCAAGUGUUUCCAUUGAACAGUUGGAUUCUAAGGUCGCUCAAUUGAAUGGUAAUGAAAGUGAUGAAGUUGGAUAUGGAAGAUUCGUUACAUUGAAGGAAUAUAUGACACUAGAUGAUAUAAUAAAGAAUGUUAAAAAAUCGUUAGGAAUACCAUACGUUCAAGUUAGUUCAAUGAAUGAAGAUCUGACUCAACAUAAGAUUAAGACUAUAGCCUUAUGUGCAGGUAGUGGAUCUGGAGUGUUUAAAGGGUUAGGAAGUGAACAAGAAGUUGAUUUGUAUUAUACUGGAGAGUUAUCUCACCAUGAAAUAUUGAAAUAUAAAGAACAGGGUAAAGCAGUCAUUGUUUGUAAUCAUUCUAACACAGAAAGAGGUUAUUUGAAGGAAAUUAUGAGCAAUUUAUUAAAGGAAAAAGUGGAAUGUACCAUUAGUGAAACUGAUGCUGAUCCUUUAAGAGUGGUAUAG
Messenger RNA from Naumovozyma dairenensis CBS 421, 900 nucleotides. RefSeq lists its product as uncharacterized. Gene Ontology annotation, cellular component: cytoplasm; mitochondrion. The record is from RefSeq and is a predicted model, not a curated record. The coding region runs from base 1 to 900 and encodes 299 amino acids. The transcript has a single exon. NCBI's taxonomy places the organism in Eukaryota, Fungi, Ascomycota, Saccharomycetes, Saccharomycetales, Saccharomycetaceae.